Molecule: messenger RNA, 1327 nt
Organism: Hermetia illucens (black soldier fly)
Lineage: Eukaryota; Metazoa; Arthropoda; Insecta; Diptera; Stratiomyidae
Gene: p23
Exons: 5
Coding region: 142-702 (186 amino acids)
Biological process (GO): protein folding; chaperone-mediated protein complex assembly
Cellular component (GO): cytosol; nucleus
Molecular function (GO): protein-folding chaperone binding; Hsp90 protein binding
Source: RefSeq, a predicted model, not a curated record
AAAUCGCUCAUAGAUUGUAAAUUGACAUUCAUCGUGAAUACAUUUCCCUUGUCUUCUUGUCGCAGACGGAGUUAUUUUUUUUGAAGAAUUUCAAUUCGCGUUUGAGUGUUUCGACGAAAGUAAUACGGAAUCCAUAUUAAGAUGUCACCAGAUGCAGCAGUACCACCACCGGUGUCAUGGGCUCAACAAUCUGACCUUUUAUACGUAACGGUGAAUGUGGAAUGCAAAGACGUUGAUUACAAAUUCACAGAGAAUAGUAUGCACUUUAAGGGGGUAUCUGUACUAGAAAACAAACCUUACGAAGUAACCUUGAACUUUCUCCGCAAUAUUAAUCCAGAUAAAGUAACGCUUUUAAAUAGUAAACGAUCCCUUGAGUUUAAAAUCUACAAAGCUGAAACGGGACCCUUCUGGCCAACACUAACGAAUGACAAGAAGAAGCCACACUUCCUUAAGGUAGAUUUUAAUAAGUGGAAGGAUGACGAUUCCGAUCAAGAGCAAGAACCCGAAUCCAUGGAUUUAUUAAAUAAGUUAGUAGAUAUGGGUGUUGGUAAGGACGAGAAACCAUCGUUUGAUGACUUCGAUGACGAGGAGGAAGACUCGGACGACGAGAAUAUCCCGAAUUUAACGGACGGCUCAGGUGACAGUAAUAAAGAUAAUCCGGCGCCAGCUGAAACCGACACUACCACGGAGCAAAAGAACUAAACUAGUGAACAAUACAAAAAAAAUUAAUAAACCAUCAAUCAAAUCCUUACUAUUUAAAAAGGACACGUAAGAAAAUCAACGCAAAAUUACGAAAAUCUUUAAUCCAAAGCAUUCAUUCUACAUAUACACCACCUGAUCGGUUAAAUUUUAUGGAGUUGCAACGAAGAUAACAAUCUCAUAUCCUUUCUGAAUAGAUAUAUGUUUGCUCUAUGCCAAUUUUGUCAAUCUUUUCUGCGAUGAUUUAUAAUAUUGUUGUAAAUAUUGUACAACACCGGCAGAAUAGCAAGUCCGUAGAUUUGAUUUUUUAUACUUUUAAUUGAUUUUUUGUUCGGAAUAUAGCGGAUAUGGUUUAUGACUGCUCGACAUGGAAUGUGAAUAUAAUACAAUCAAAAAUUUAUAGCAAUGCUUGGAUCACACUGGAUAUGAUCUCAUGCGAAUAAAUUAUUUUUAAUUGUAACGGAAAAAUAAAACGUUUGGCAGUCAAGCAGAAGGGAAUUAUAUUAACUCAAACCUUACGAGACAUACAUACACGUAUAAGUUAAACCCAACAAAAUCGAACUGAUAAUGCUAUACCAUAAGAUUGGGAAAUACAGUUUGCUCGUUUUGUUGAAUCAAAAAGAAAGGA